ACUUCAUUCACUGCACCACUGAUAUACCAGUUCAGUGACUGCAGCACCUUGCAUUGCAUCUUGUCCUUGACGUUAUCUUGUUGAUAAUUUAAUCAAAAGUUUUAUCGUUACUGCCAGCUGCUUACGUUUUUUCCUAAUGAAAAGAAAUCCAUAAAAAAAGAAAGAAAAACAAAAGUCUAUUGAAUCAAAAGUGCAAUAUCUCGUCUUCCAAAAAAAUGACACUCUUUUAUUAUGUUUACAAAAUACAAAUAAUAAUCGGAUAUUAUUACUUAUGUGUAAAUGCUUUAAAAAAUAACAGUGGCUGUCAAUGCGGAAACAGAUUGAAUCGUCAGGCAAUUUUCAAUCCGCAAGCAGGAUAUUGUGUCAUAGAUAAUUCUAAAUUUGAUGCGAUUGACAUAAACGAGGAGAAAACGAAAAAAAUGAUUAAGAUAAAUGCUGGGACAUAUUUUAUAGGAACGAAUAAUCCAGUUAUUGUAGCUGAUGGGGAAGGACCAAAACGUGAAGUGAUAUUAGAUAGUUUUUAUAUAGACAAAUUCGAAGUAAGUAAUGAAGAGUUUGCAACUUUUGUAAAAAACACUGGAUAUGUAACGGAAGCAGAAAAUUUUGGAGAUUCUUUUGUCUUUGAAGAUCUUUUAACACAAGAUAUGAAAAACAAAAUCACCAAAACAGUUGCACAAGCUCCUUGGUGGAUGCCUGUGAAACAAGCUUCAUGGCAACAUCCAGAAGGACCUGAUUCAAAUAUCACUUACAGAAUGGACCAUCCUGUUAUUCAUGUCUCCUGGAAUGAUGCAAUUGCUUAUUGUAACUGGAUGAAAAAGAGAUUGCCAACUGAAGCAGAAUGGGAAGUCGCAUGUCGUGGUGGACUUACAGAUAGGCUAUACCCUUGGGGAAAUAAAUUUAUGCCAAACAAUCAGCACAAAGCCAAUAUUUGGCAAGGCAAUUUUCCUACAAAAAACACUGAAAAAGAUGGGUACAAAGGUACAUCGCCAGUUACAAUGUUUCCACAAAAUAAAUAUGGUUUACAUAAUAUUGUUGGAAAUGUUUGGGAAUGGACAGCUGAUUGGUGGAUAACAAGGCAUUCAAGUGAUCAACAAACAAAUCCUGUUGGUCCAUCUAGUGGUAAUGAUAAAGUAAAAAAAGGUGGCUCUUAUCUUUGUCACAAGAGUUAUUGCUAUAGAUAUAGAUGUGCUGCACGUAGUCAAAAUACACCUGAUACAUCAGCUGGGAACUUAGGCUUUAGAUGUGCUACAUCAGCAUAACUAAAAUAAGGAACUUUCUAAGAAACUUCUAGAUAGUGGGCAAAUUGUUUUUGAAGCUUGGAAAAUUCUAAGGCAUAAGUGACAUUUGCCUGAUAACUUUCCAUCUGAAAUUAUAUAUCCAUAAAUUUA
Molecule: messenger RNA, 1388 nt
Organism: Camponotus floridanus (Florida carpenter ant)
Lineage: Eukaryota; Metazoa; Arthropoda; Insecta; Hymenoptera; Formicidae
Product: formylglycine-generating enzyme
Exons: 5
Coding region: 216-1259 (347 amino acids)
Cellular component (GO): endoplasmic reticulum
Source: RefSeq, a predicted model, not a curated record